This is a messenger RNA of Daphnia carinata, 1794 nucleotides long. RefSeq names its product spermine oxidase-like. The record is from RefSeq and is a predicted model, not a curated record. NCBI's taxonomy places the organism in Eukaryota, Metazoa, Arthropoda, Branchiopoda, Diplostraca, Daphniidae. Gene Ontology annotation, molecular function: polyamine oxidase activity. Bases 260 to 1654 code for a protein of 464 amino acids. The transcript has 8 exons.
AUGAACCCUCCCUCCUCCUGAUAAAGUAUAGAAACAUUGAAAGUCAGCAGCUGUACAGUGCAAGAUACGUCCCUAAUUCACAAACAUAAUACUAAAAUUACAUCGAGAAGAGUGUCGUUCACAUCACUUCUUUCACAGUGAUUGAUGUGUAUGAGAAAAACCUGUGUGACACCACUUUUUGUAUCAGCUGAUGUGUUAGUAAAACCCUGAAUAACUCGGUGACUGUUGUGUCUACAUCAUCAUCUGCUUAUAACCUAAAAUGGAGAACCUGUCCUACGACACGAUUGUUAUCGGAGCUGGAUUGGCGGGUAUUUCUGCUGCCCGUACCCUUAUCCAAAAUGGCGUGCAAGAUGUUUUGGUCUUGGAAGCUCAAGAACAAGCUGGAGGUCGAGUCCGAACGGAAUUUAUACAGAAUUUUCCUUUCGAUUACGGUGCCCAGUUUAUACACGGCGAAGUUGGUAACCCACUGUACGAUUAUGCAGCUCGUAAUGGAUUGCUGUUGAAUUUGCCGUCAUUCGAAGGCGAAGGGAAUUUUUAUACUCAAUGUGGUAUUCGUGUCGAUCCUGAGGCUGUGGAAGAAGUUGAAAAAUUAGUGGAAACCUCGUUACAUAAUCCGGACGCUAUUGCCGCUGAGAACAUUCAGGAAAUCUUCGAUUCGGUGAAGAAGGAAGUUCAUCACGAUAUCAAGUUGGAGGGUUUGCUCGAGUGGCACAAAAAUUAUCAGCUAAUUGACAAUGCCUGCCAUCGACUUGAUGAGCUAUCAGUUGAAGCAUGGAACCAGUACCAAGAGUGUCCGGGAAAUUACUGCCAGUUAGUGAAAGGUGGAUUUAUCGCAAUCGUCAAUCAUCUUUUAAAAGGAAUCCCCGAGAAUGUCGUCAAAUGCGCUCAACCUGUAGAGAAGAUUACCUGGGAAGGUAAUAACGCCGAUGGGACGGGCGUUAUUGUGAAAACGGUCCACGGAAAAGAGUAUAAAUGUAAACACGUCAUCAUAACUUGUUCAAUUGGUUUUCUGCGAGAACACUGGGAAGACUUUUUUCAGCCUCACCUACCCCCCGAUUGGUUGGCCAGAUUCAACUGCAUUGGUUUUGGAUCCAUCACAAAAAUUGCCAUGAUGUUUGAUGAACCAUUUUGGGAAGGGCAUUGCAAGGGAUUUCAGUUCGCUUGGACUGACACCCAUUUGGGUCACAGUUUAGCUUACAAGGAGCCUUGGUAUCAUUACCUAACCGGGUUUGACGUCGUGCAAGCCUCCAAUCCUGCAGUUUUGCUCGGCUGGGUCGGUAGUCGAGGCGCCCUUUACCUGGCCGAGCAAGACAUAGGCGACGAGGAAUUGGGUGAAGAAUGUGUCAAAGUGUUGGAAGAAUUCACGGGCCAUCCUUCAAUCCCAAGACCUUUUAAAACCAUUCGCACACGUUGGCACAAGAAUCCUUACGUUCGUGGAGCGUUCAGCUAUCGUACUGGCGUUUUUGAUCCGAAAAUACUUGACCCAUUGGGACCCGUAAUCGACGGGCAACAGAUUCCUUCGUUGAUUUUUGCCGGAGAAGCCUUGGAUGUAUCGCAUCAUUCGACGGCGCACGGAGCGUUUUCGUCAGGGCGUGAUCAGGCUAUGAAAAUCGUUGAAUGGAAGAGGAAUUUAUCCAACAGUGCAUCCAGCUAGACUUGAACGUUUCAACAGCUGCACAAGAGCGAUCAACAUUGCCUUUUCAUAUUGAGAGCCAAUAUCGUAUGCCAUUUUCUAAAUUGUUUAAUCUAACGGGGUUUAAGGAAGUUUGCAAUAAAAUUCUUUAAGAGUUUUAA